GGCUUGGACGCGUGGUGCGUGUGCCGCGCGGACCUGCCGGACGCGGCGCUGUAGAGGAUGCUGGACUACGCGUGCGGCAGCAACGCCGACUGCGUACCCAUCCAGCCCAGCGCUGCCUGCUUCGCCCCGGACAACGUCAGGGCGCACUACUCCUACACCGUCAACAACUUCCACCAGCGCAGCGGCCAAAAGCCGCUCAACUGCGUUUUCUCCGGCACCGCCGUCCUCUCCUCCGUCGACCCAUGCGCUAAUGGCUGCAAGUACCCUGCAACUGCAACCCCAAGGAUAAGGGCCAUGCCUAGACAAGCACAAAUAUGCGACUGCCUCGGGCUGGGGCUGGUGCACCUCGGGCUCGGGCAGGUGCUGGAACAACACCGUUGGGGUUGGGGCUGGGUUGGAUCAGCUCCGCCUGAGAGAAUCCGCAGCAGUGCGUGGGCGACAAGGAGAAGGCCUGGGUGCUGAGGAGAAGCAGCAACGCCUAGGGAGUACUGUAUUAAACAUGGUCAUAUGUAUUGGCACGAAUAGAGCUUGUUACUAUGAUUGGCAUUGUAUUACAUGAUCUUCUUGCUCUUAUUUGAAGUAUCAUGUGUGUGUUUUGUGUUUGCCAAUUUAAAUACUGGUUGAAUAUGAAGAA
This is a messenger RNA of Hordeum vulgare subsp. vulgare (domesticated barley), 634 nucleotides long. Its product is annotated as PLASMODESMATA CALLOSE-BINDING PROTEIN 2-like. Bases 58 to 462 code for a protein of 134 amino acids. NCBI's taxonomy places the organism in Eukaryota, Viridiplantae, Streptophyta, Magnoliopsida, Poales, Poaceae. The record is from RefSeq and is a predicted model, not a curated record. The transcript is spliced from 3 exons.